GUUAUGGUCUCCUCUUCCUCUCCAUGACGGUGACGCCUGUGAUCCGCUCCAAGCUCUCCAGGCUGGUUGGCGAGACAGAGCAAGGGGCCCUCUUUGCCGCCGUGGCCUGCGUGGAGGGGCUGUGCUCCCUGGUGGCCACGGGGGUCUUCAGCUCCCUCUUCCCAGCCUGCCUCCCCUUCAUGAAGGGCUUCCCCUUCCUCUUCGGAGCCCUCCUCCUCCUCGUGCCGGCUGCCAUCAUCGGGGGGAUAGAGAUCCAGGACGGCAGCCCCGGAUACCAGCGCUUCGGUGAGGCUCCUGAGCCGGGGCAGGAAGCCCAGCCGCCCCCCCAACACGACUGAAGCCGUUGAGCCUCCUGGGCACCCAGGAUCCGCCUUCUCCGGGCGGGGACCGAUCGAUCGCGACCAUCUGGAACCACGACGGAUCAGGGCUUCAGGCCGUGGGACUGUGCGAACGCCCAAGGGGGCUUUCCUGGGUCUAAACCGGGGGUCCUCAGCUUU
Messenger RNA from Pseudonaja textilis, 497 nucleotides. Lineage: Eukaryota; Metazoa; Chordata; Lepidosauria; Squamata; Elapidae. The record is from RefSeq and is a predicted model, not a curated record.